AUAUUAUGCAGGUUCUGGGUGGUUCUCGGUGGCUCGACAAUAUUGGUGAACGGGUUGUCCUGGUUGAGCCCAGUGACAUGUGCGAUCCUGCGGGCUUGAAAACUGACUCUAAGCCCUGCCUUCAGAAGCUCAUCACUGCCCUGGGAAACUACUCCAGGAUUUUCCAGAUGGAGGACCUGUUCGUGGGAUCAGAGAGGGAGAUGGCACAGAAAGUGGUAGUCAAGGUGACUGAGCUCCUCGGCCAGUUGGGGGCAAAAGAACCUCAAGGCCCAGCCACUAAACACCAGGCCUGGAUGCAGCAGAGCCUGGCACGGUACAGCGCACAAAGGCUCCUCUCCUUCUCCGUCAUUGUGGCCCGCGUCUUCGCCGCCGGCAACCCCGCAGCCCACGGCAACGCCCCUCCCACAAGCUGCCACCAGAGCUAA
Molecule: messenger RNA, 425 nt
Organism: Conger conger (European conger)
Lineage: Eukaryota; Metazoa; Chordata; Actinopteri; Anguilliformes; Congridae
Product: interleukin-23 subunit alpha-like
Exons: 3
Coding region: 6-425 (139 amino acids)
Biological process (GO): immune response
Cellular component (GO): extracellular region
Molecular function (GO): cytokine activity
Source: RefSeq, a predicted model, not a curated record